UCGCAAAAUGAUAACGCCAGUUCAGGAUUGUGGGACUGCGAAGUAAAAUAAUAUUGGAGGAAAACGAAACCAGUCAUUUAAAUACGCUGCAGUUUCUUGUGGAGUUAACACAGCUGUCAUGGGACGAGAGUCGAGGCACUACCGGAAGCGGUCGGCUUCGCGGGGUCGUUCGGGGAGUCGGUCGAAGAGCCGGUCUCCGGAGAAGCGCUCGAAGCGCGAGGACAGGGCUAGUUCCCGCAACCGCGAACGCGACCGCGGCCGGAGAGAACGGUCGCGCAGCAGAGAGCGUCGCCGCUCGCGCUCCAGAGACCGGAAGCGUCCCAGGCGAUCCAGGAGCCGGGAGAGAAGGCGAAGCCGCAGUCGCGAGCGGAGGAGGAGCAGGAGCCGACACAGGUCCCGCUCGGCCAGCCCAAGCAAGAGCAGGAAAAACGACGACAGGUCCAAAAGCAAGGAAAGGUCAGACAACAAUGAACAGACUACAGAGAAGAAAAAGAUAAAGGAAGAAAAGGAGGAAGAGAAGGUUGAAGAUCAAGACUUUGACCAGAACAAGCUGGAGGAGGAGAUGAGGAAGAGGAAGGAGCGCGUGGAGAAAUGGAGGGAGGAGCAGAGGAGGAAGGCCAUGGAGAACAUCGGGGAGCUGAAGAAGGAGCUGGAGGAGAUGAAGCAGGGGAAGAAGUGGAGUCUGGAAGACGAUGAUGAUGACGAUGAAGAGGCACUGGCUCCAGCAGAGGCAGAGGAAGAGGAGGAGGAGGCAGCAGCCGCCCCCGAGGAGGCUGCGCCCAUGGAAGAGGAGACUGGCGAGGAGCUGGACCCCCUGGACGCGUACAUGGAGGAGGUGAAGGAGGAGGUGAAGAAGUUUAACAUGGGCAGCAUGAGAGGAGGGAACGACAAGAAGGGGGGAAUGAAGGUGACCAAGGUGAUGACGGUUUUAACCACAAAGAAGGCGCCUCAUACCACCAAAAAGAAAGGAGAACUGAUGGAGAACGACCAGGACGCCAUGGAGUACUCUUCUGAGGAGGAGGAGGUGGACCUGCAGACGGCGCUGACCGGCUACCAGACCAAGCAGCGGAAGGUUCUGGAGCCCGUGGACCACCAGAAGAUCGAGUACGACCCGUACCGCAAGAACUUCUACGUGGAGGUGCCGGAGCUGGCCAAGAUGACGCCGGAGGAGGUGAACGUGUACCGCUUAGAGCUGGAGGGGAUCAUGGUGAAGGGUAAAGGCUGCCCUAAGCCAAUCAAAACCUGGGUGCAGUGCGGCACCUCCAUGAAGAUCCUAUGUGCGCUCAAAAAGCACGGUUACGAGAAGCCCACGCCCAUCCAGACCCAGGCCAUACCCGCCAUCAUGUGCGGGCGUGACCUCAUCGGGAUCGCCAAGACGGGAAGCGGGAAGACCAUCGCCUUCCUCCUGCCCAUGUUCCGCCACAUCCUGGACCAGAGGCCCCUGGAGGAGUCUGAGGGCCCCAUCGCGGUAAUCAUGACCCCCACCAGAGAGCUGGCGCUGCAGAUCACCAAAGAGUGCAAGAAGUUCUCCAAACUACUGAACCUGAGGGUGGUGUGUGUGUAUGGCGGCACUGGGAUCAGUGAGCAGAUCGCUGAGCUGAAGAGAGGAGCGGAGAUCAUCGUCUGUACGCCAGGGCGAAUGAUUGAUAUGUUAGGUGCCAACAGUGGUCGGGUGACCAAUCUCCGGCGGGUCACGUACGUGGUGGUGGACGAAGCGGACCGAAUGUUUGACAUGGGGUUCGAGCCGCAGGUAAUGCGCAUUGUGGACAACAUCAGGCCCGACCGGCAGACGGUCAUGUUCUCCGCCACCUUCCCGCGGGCCAUGGAGGCGCUGGCGCGGAGGAUCCUGUCCAAACCCAUCGAGGUGCAAGUGGGAGGCCGCAGCGUGGUGUGCUCCGACGUGGAGCAGCACGUGAUCGUGAUCGACGAGGAGAGCAAGUUCCUGAAGCUGCUGGAGAUCCUGGGCCAUUACCAGGAGAAGGGCUCGGUCAUCAUCUUCGUGGACAAGCAGGAGCACGCGGACGGGCUGCUGAAGGACCUGAUGAAGGCCUCCUACCCCUGCAUGUCCCUGCACGGAGGGAUCGACCAGUACGACCGGGACAGCAUCAUCAACGACUUCAAGAACGGGGCGUGCCGACUCAUGGUGGCCACGUCCGUGGCCGCUCGGGGCCUGGACGUCAAGCACCUCAUCCUGGUGGUGAACUACAACUGCCCCAACCACUACGAGGACUACGUCCACCGGGCCGGACGGACCGGGAGGGCUGGGAACAAGGGGUUUGCGUACACGUUCAUCACGGAAGACCAGGUGCGAUACGCCGGGGACAUCAUUAAGGCUCUGGAGCUGUCCGGGUCCCCCGUGCCCAAGGAGCUGGAGCAGCUCUGGCUCAACUUCAAAGACCAGCAGAAAGCGGAGGGGAAGAGCAUCAGGAGCAGCAGCGGCUUUUCGGGGAAGGGCUUCAAGUUCGACGAGACGGAGCACGCCCUGGCCAAUGAGAGGAAGAAGCUGCAGAAGGCCGCGCUGGGCCUGCAGGACUCUGACGACGAGGACACGGCGCUGGAUAUCGACGAGCAGAUCGAGAGCAUGUUCAACUCCAAGAAGAGGGUGAAGGACCUGUCUGCGCCCGGGGGCGGGGGCGGCGGGGGUGGCGGAGGGGGCGGGGGCUCCGCGGCGGCGGCGGCAGGACUGGCCGGCCUCGCCAUACCCUCCGCCGGAAACAUCCAGAAGCUGGAGAUCGCCAAGAGGCUCGCCCUCAAAAUCAACGCCCAGAAGAACCUGGGGGCGGAGGCUCAGGAUGUGAUGCAGCAGGCCACCAACGCCAUCCUGAGGGGGGGCACGAUACUGGCGCCCUCGGUCUCCGCCAAGACCAUCGCGGAGCAGCUGGCGGAGAAGAUCAACGCCAAGCUGAACUACAUCCCCGUGGAGAAGAUGGAGGAGGAGCGGCAGAACGCCGAGCAGUCCGAGACCAUCAAGCGCUACGAGGAGGAGCUGGAGAUCAACGACUUCCCCCAGACGGCCAGGUGGAAGGUCACCUCUAAGGAAGCGCUGCAGAGGAUCGGAGAGUACUCUGAGGCGGCCAUCACCAUCCGAGGGACCUACUUCCCGCCCGGCAAGGAGCCCAAAGAGGGGGAGCGGAAGAUCUACCUGGCCAUCGAGAGUGCGAACGAGCUGGCUGUGCAGAAGGCGAAGGCUGAGAUCACCCGGCUCAUCAAAGAGGAGCUCAUCAGAUUACAAAACUCCUACCAGCCAACCAGCAAAGGAAGAUACAAGGUCUUGUAGAAGAAUGGGAAUCGAAGCUGGAUAAAUAUCUUCAUUAUGUCCAAAAAUUGAUUUGAGAGUAUGUUUUAGUAUAUUUUUAAUUCCAGUGCAUUGGACACAGAAUAUUUCCUGUAGCAGGCCCCAUAGGUAAGCUUCCCAUUUCUGUAGGUACAUUACAAAAUUAUCAACUCCGCUACCGUGUGAUGUGUUGUGCUCUCUGUGUCGACCAUGAUUGGAAAAAGCCUCUUUUGUGUAUAUGUGUAUUCGGUCGAAGACGUCACUCACUCUUGGUCAGGGUUAUGGAUAAUUCUAGUGGCCAGUUUAAAUGUCUCACAUGCAAAAUAUUUUUUAUUCUGUUUAAAAUGGCAAAUAAAAGGAUUGUACAUUAAGAACUUUCGUUUGUACCUAGCGCCCAUACCCCAAGGUAAGAAAAUUGCUUAUUGAGUUGUACAAUGAAAAUCAAGCUGUUGACUUCUCAUGUUUUUUCUUUUUAGCACAAUAAAAUAUUCAAGCAAUUUCC
Molecule: messenger RNA, 3776 nt
Organism: Anguilla anguilla (European eel)
Lineage: Eukaryota; Metazoa; Chordata; Actinopteri; Anguilliformes; Anguillidae
Gene: ddx46
Product: DEAD (Asp-Glu-Ala-Asp) box polypeptide 46
Exons: 23
Coding region: 119-3277 (1052 amino acids)
Molecular function (GO): RNA binding; RNA helicase activity; ATP binding
Source: RefSeq, a predicted model, not a curated record